Molecule: messenger RNA, 1574 nt
Organism: Schistocerca nitens (vagrant locust)
Lineage: Eukaryota; Metazoa; Arthropoda; Insecta; Orthoptera; Acrididae
Product: putative inorganic phosphate cotransporter
Exons: 9
Coding region: 91-1572 (493 amino acids)
Biological process (GO): transmembrane transport; monoatomic anion transport
Molecular function (GO): transmembrane transporter activity
Source: RefSeq, a predicted model, not a curated record
CCAGAAUGUUCUUGAAAGCAGUGGUGAACAAUUUUGCUCCGGCGACAAGGUGCACUGUUAGCCAUAAAAAUUCCAUCAUCAUUUGGGAACAUGAAGUCCAUGAAUGGCUGCAGAUCAUUUCCAGCACUUAUUCCUUUGCGAGCUGCUGUUGCAAUUCUUGGAUUUCUGGGGAUAGCUUUCCAGUAUGUAUUGAAAGUGACACUGUCUGUUGCUAUUGGUGGCAUGGUGAAACAGACUGCCCAGGAGGAUGCUACUGAUAACACAUGUGGUCCUGCAGGUGCAAACACCACGUCUGGUGUAUCUCAGCCAGGUGACUUUGAGUGGGAUGAAGAUAUGCAAGGAUACAUAUUAUCAUCGUACUACUAUGGAUAUGCACCAGUUAACAUCAUUGCUGGUUACACUGCCUCACGAUACAGUGCUCGUUGGGUCUACUGCACAGGACUUUUGAUGGCAGGCCUCUUCUCAGUGCUGGGCCCUUUGGCAGCAGAGGGAGGACCAGUUGUUUUCAUGCUGACACGUAUUAUUGUUGGAAUUUUUUCUGGCAUUAUUACACCAUCCAUGCACGUAAUUUUUGGUAGAUGGUUUCCCGAAAAUGAACGUCAGAGGCUGAGUGGAUUUAUUUUUUCAGCAAACUAUUUGGGUACUGUUCUUUCAAUGGCCUUGUCUGGAACAAUGGUGAAGUCUUUGGGAUGGCCUUCAGUAUUCUACAUUUUUGGUGGCAUUACAAUUUCCCUGACUAUUCCUUGGCUCUACUUUGUGUACAGUGAACCUGAGAGUCAUCCAAGAAUCUCACAGAAAGAACUUGACUAUAUACUAGAGAACACUGGUCACAGUAAAAAGACGAAUGAUGAAAAAAAGAAGCUGCCUGAUGAUGAGGAGUCAAAAAUUGGAAAUCCAUGGCCUAUGGUUUUGUCAAAUCCUCCAAUGUGGGCGCAUUGUUUUGUAAUGUUUGGGAUUGGAUGGGUGAACUACACAUUAUUAUCUGAAUUACCAACUUACAUGGAGAAAAUACUCCACUAUGAUCUGGAUCAAGCUGGUCUCGUGUCAGCAUUGCCCUACCUGUUCGGGUGGAUCAGCUGCAGUAUAUAUGGUUAUCUGACACGCAAAUGUACGCAGAAAGGUGUGCGCAUUAUUACAACAAUGAGGGUGUGGGAUGCAGUAGCCUGUAUUGGAACUCCACUGUUCCUCCUUGGUGUAACCCUUGCUAAUUGCAAUGUAACAGCAAUAAUAGCCCUAUUUGUCAUGACUAUGGUGGCUCGCUGUGCUAUAUAUGGUGGUUCCUAUAUGAAUCACCUUUAUCUAUUCCCGGAAUCGUAUGGAAGUGCAGCUGGUCUUGCACUAACGAGCACCAACAUUCCUGGAAUUAUUACUCCCAUUGUUACAAGUGCAUUUGUAUCUGGCAGGCAAACAAUACAGCAGUGGAAGUAUGUAUUUUAUACAUCAAUGGCAGUAUGUGCAAUUCCUUAUGUCACCUUCCUCGCAUUUGGAACUGCUGAUGAGCAGGAAUCAAAGUGGCUAGAACGCAAGGAGCGAAAGAGGAAACCGGCUCACAUAACAGAUGUACCUGUGUAAAA